Pelobates cultripes (western spadefoot toad) is the source of this 1251-nucleotide messenger RNA. NCBI's taxonomy places the organism in Eukaryota, Metazoa, Chordata, Amphibia, Anura, Pelobatidae. The record is from the annotation of a GenBank genome assembly.
GAAAAUUCAUACCAAAUUGGCAAAUUACCCUCUGUGGCGGUGCUGGAGCCAGAUACAAGCGACAAAAAUGACCUGCAAAUGGUCACAAACCCGGAGGGCAGGAUGACUGACCUGCGGCCUGGUGAACCCUUGAUAAGCGGCCGAUCUCACAAUGGGGAACGCCUGGAACGCGGAGGCAGUCGCCACACAGAGCCCCGUGAUCCCCCCCACGGACCAGUGGAUAUCCCCAUCCGGAAGGUUACCUGGCGGAGACAAGCGCAACUACUCAGAGGCCUCCCAAAGCGGGAAACACAGCGACCCAUACACUAUGGCGGACGCCACACGCAUGGCGCAACCCAGACCCCAGAUCUCGCACAACACCAUGCUUGACAAAAUCUUCAAGGAAUUCUGGGCAAAACUGAACCAAGCACUGCAAGAGGCACCCUUGCUAAUGCCAGGCUACAACGCACCACACAAGAGAACCCCAAGCACUCAGCACCCUCCAGCAGCGGGGGCCCCAGGCCGGCGACACUGCCAUGACCAGCCCCCUGCCGGGAACCAGAAGAAGGAGCCGGCAGAACCGCCAAAACUCAAGCGGAGGGGAGGGCAGACGGGGACACCGGGCCGCCAGCUGCCUGCAGCCCGAGCACAUGCUGAACCAGCUAGGAGGCGAGCAGCUACCCGACACCGACCGAAGGCACAGGCCGCUGUGGCGGGACGCCCCCGCUACUCCCCACUUAUUACAGGAAGGCUGAGACAACACGGGUGGCGCCCUGAAGAGGACCCAGUAAGCUGCAUACCAGCCGCCAAUCCGGUCCGGAUCAUGAUGGAACUUUGCCAUUGCCUUUGGCUCACCCGUCAAACCUCUAGAACCGGCACUGGUUGAAUGAAUCGGACCGCGCCGGAGAAGGGCUAUGUUCCCACAGACCCAGAUGUGGAGACGCAGCAUGAACUCACGGGACAGAUAAUAACUAAGGCAGAGCACCGCAAACAACGUGUCGGCUAAGAUGUCUACAGGUUUUGGCACUAAUAUCUUACCCAUCACUAUCCUGUUUGCCCUCAGUUAGCUUUACUUUAAGAAUUUGUGGGGAUACACUGGGGACUCUUACUUAAUCUUUGCCUACACCGUCUUGGGGACUCUGCCUGUCCUGUAACGCUUAAGCUUAAACAACAACUAGAUAGCCAGAUCAGCAGCAAAGUUUAUCCUGUAUAACCACGUAUUCGACUAGUCAGUUCUCAUGUUAUUUAAAGCAUAAUUCAGUUACGUGCAGC